This is a messenger RNA of Misgurnus anguillicaudatus (oriental weatherfish), 1172 nucleotides long. It is a transcript of the gene hspb1, whose product is annotated as heat shock protein, alpha-crystallin-related, 1. Gene Ontology annotation, biological process: response to heat; negative regulation of apoptotic process; protein refolding. Gene Ontology annotation, cellular component: cytoplasm; nucleus. NCBI's taxonomy places the organism in Eukaryota, Metazoa, Chordata, Actinopteri, Cypriniformes, Cobitidae. The record is from RefSeq and is a predicted model, not a curated record.
AGAGCACCCAAACAGGAGGCAGAACUUGCCUGGAAACUUACCUAGAAAGCAAGAUUGAAGAUCUCCAACAAACCUCAGUCAUGGCAGAGAGACAGAUUCCUUUUACCUUCAUGCGCUCUCCGUCCUGGGACCCUUUCCGGGACUGGCACCAGGGCAGCAGACUCUUCGAUCAGACCUUCGGAAUGCCGCCUUUCCCCGAAGAGACGGCCACCUUUCCCAGCACACACUGGCCCGGAUACAUGCGGCCCUUCGGAUAUCCUGAUUUGGCCCCUUUGAUGCAGAUGCCCGUGGUACCCUCGGCAGCCGUGAUGCCUCAGAUGAUGCCAGCGCCCUACGGCCGGGCCCUUACCCGGCAGCUCAGCUCGGGAAUGUCAGAGAUAAAGCAGACGCAGGACUCGUGGAAGGUCAGCUUGGAUGUGAACCAUUUUGCUCCAGAGGAGCUUUGUGUCAAGACCAAAGAUGGAGUGGUGGAGAUUACUGGCCAACACCAGGAAAGAAAAGAUGAGCACGGUUUUGUGUCCAGAAGUUUCACUAGAAAAUACACUCUGCCCUCUGGUGUUGAUGGAGAGAAAAUCACCUCGUGUUUGUCUCCUGAGGGAGUUCUGACUGUUGAAGCUCCAAUGCCCAAACCUGCCAUCAUGGCCUCUGAGAUCAACAUCCCUGUGAACACAGUCAGCACAUCUGUCACGGGAAAGAGCGACAGCUCAGGAGGAGCAAAGAAACCUUGAGCUUUACAUCACACAACACAUCAUCAUCAUAUACUGUAAAGAUGGAAAAGGAACUUCCACCUCAUUUCAUACUCUUUAUUUCUCAUCUUAGUCUCCUCUCUUUCUCAUUCAUCUCUCGAUGUACUGCUUAAAUAAUAUUAAUAAAUCAGAACAGUAAAAUAGAGUACACGUGACUGCCUGAAUGUCUCAAAAGCCCUUUAGUAUUAUUACUAUAACAAUAUCACUGUACUACACUAUAAUAAAGUCAUGGCAAUAAUGCUACAAUGCAUGCAAGCAUAUUAUAUUUUCUUUAUGUAAAAUAUAAUAUUUUUAUUGGGUAAAAUAUCCCAUACGGCAAAAAAUAUGUCAUAACAAAACAUAUUUGCUGAAAUAUAUUUUGGAAUAUGUUUAAAAAAUAUAUUUUUCAAAAUUUUAUUUUUGCAUUUUUAAUGUUUUAAAAUAAUA